This is a messenger RNA of Hipposideros armiger (great roundleaf bat), 2084 nucleotides long. It is a transcript of the gene SLC29A1, whose product is annotated as solute carrier family 29 member 1 (Augustine blood group). Lineage: Eukaryota; Metazoa; Chordata; Mammalia; Chiroptera; Hipposideridae. Bases 142 to 1512 code for a protein of 456 amino acids. The record is from RefSeq and is a predicted model, not a curated record. The transcript is spliced from 12 exons. Gene Ontology annotation, cellular component: plasma membrane. Gene Ontology annotation, molecular function: nucleoside transmembrane transporter activity. Gene Ontology annotation, biological process: uridine transmembrane transport.
GCCCCCUCCUACCUACCCCCCAAGAGUCUGAAGAGGCCUGUGGGGAAACAGGGUGGCGAUAAGGCCUCACACUGCUUCUGCCCCCAGCAAGCCUCCGAGGGAGGGAGCUGUCAGCCAGGCAAAACCAAGAACGCUGUCACCAUGACAACCAGUCACCAGCCACGGGACAGGUACAAAGCCGUCUGGCUUAUCUUCUUCAUGCUGGGUCUGGGGACCCUGCUCCCCUGGAAUUUUUUCAUGACAGCCACUCAGUAUUUCACAGACCGCCUGGACCGGUCCCAGAAUGUGUCCUUGGUCACUGCUAACCUGAGCAGGGACAUCCAGGCCUCGCCCAUCCCCACAGUACCCCCUCGAGCACGGAGUACUCUGAGUGCCAUCUUCAACAAUGUCAUGACCUUGUGUGCCAUGCUGCCCCUGCUGCUCUUCACCUGCCUCAACUCAUUUCUGCAUCAGAGGAUCCCCCAGUCUGUUCGGAUCCUGGGCAGCCUGACGGCCAUCCUGCUGGUAUUCCUGAUGACUGCUAUCCUGGUGAGGGUGCACCUGGAUGCCCUCCCCUUCUUUGUCAUCACCAUGAUCAAGAUCAUGCUCAUUAACUCAUUCGGUGCCAUCCUGCAGGGCAGCCUGUUUGGUCUGGCUGGCCUCCUGCCUGCCAGCUACACGGCCCCCAUCAUGAGUGGCCAGGGCCUGGCAGGCAUCUUCGCUUCAGUGGCUAUGAUCUGUGCCAUCGCCAGUGGCUCGGAGUUAUCAGACAGCGCCUUCGGCUAUUUUAUCACAGCCUGUGGGGUCAUCAUUUUGACCAUCAUCUGUUAUCUGUGCCUGCCCCGGCUGGAGUUCUACCGCUACUACCAGCAGCUGAAGCUCGAAGGGCCUGGGGAACAGGAAAUCAAGUUGGACCUCAUUAAUAAAGGAGAGGAGCCAAGAGCAGGCAAAGAAAAGUCUGGAGUUUCAGCUCCCAACUCUCAGCCCACCAACCAAAGCCACUCAAUCCGAGCCAUCCUCAAAAAUAUCUUAGUCCCGGCUCUCUCUGUCUGCUUCAUCUUCACGGUCACCAUUGGGGUGUUUCCCGCUGUGACUGCAGAGGUCAAGUCCAGCAUUGCAGGCACCAGCGCCUGGGAAAACUACUUCAUUCCUGUGUCCUGUUUCUUGACUUUCAAUGUCUUUGACUGGCUGGGCCGGAGCCUCACAGCCAUAACCAUGUGGCCUGGGAAGGACAGCCGCUGGCUACCAAGCCUGGUGCUGGCCCGACUGGUGUUUGUGCCCCUGCUGCUGCUGUGCAACGUCCAGCCCCGCCGAUACCUGGCUGUGGUCUUUGAGCACGACGCCUGGUUCUUCAUCUUCGUGGCUGCCUUCGCCUUCUCCAAUGGCUACCUUGCCAGCCUCUGCAUGUGCUUCGGGCCCAAGAAAGUGAAGCCGGCUGAGGCGGAGACAGCUGGAGCCAUCAUGGCCUUCUUUCUGUCUCUGGGCCUGGCACUGGGGGCUGUCUUCUCCUUCCUGUUCCGGGCGAUUGUGUGACCAUGGACGGAUAGAGGACUGCACUGGCCUCCUGCUCCUGCCCCUUCUUCAGGGAUGGGCAGGGGUGAGCUGGAGCUUUUCUUUUUUAGCUGACUUGUGCUUUCUCAUGACCUGUGCUGGGCCCCGGUGUCCAGGCCCUGAGGACGGAGCCUCUGAGUGGACAAUGGGGACAUUGUGAGCCUGAGGGUCAGAGUCGAGGAAGGGGACGUAUUCAUUGCAUAUGUUCCAAUACCCCACACUUGGUUCUUACUGAUCCUUGACUGAGCAGGACAGCAGAGGCUCCCAGGCUCAGUGUUGGUGUGUUUGUAUGGUCUGUAUGUUUGUCUGCCUGGCUAGGGGCCAGGACUGUCUGUUCUAAGGUCCAGUCUGAUGUUUCCACACCCCACCCCACCCCCCUCCUCCCCCGUGCCUCUUCCCCUAACUUCUCCCUGUCCCUCCCCUGCUCCUCCUGUCUUGUUCCUACCCAUCAUGCACCCUGCACAGUUGCCGUUUUACUGCCUUUUUUAUACUCCACAGAAACCAGGCACCUUCAGAGGCUGUCUGAGUAAAUAAACUUUUUUUGUUUGUUUGUU